Molecule: messenger RNA, 3264 nt
Organism: Salarias fasciatus (jewelled blenny)
Lineage: Eukaryota; Metazoa; Chordata; Actinopteri; Blenniiformes; Blenniidae
Product: GTPase HRas
Exons: 6
Coding region: 283-852 (189 amino acids)
Biological process (GO): signal transduction
Cellular component (GO): membrane
Molecular function (GO): GTPase activity; GTP binding
Source: RefSeq, a predicted model, not a curated record
CUUUCGCUCUCUCUCGCUCUCUGUGGAAGAAGCACAUUGUUCAACGCGGGCUCGUUAUUACAGCACCAAUGAAAACCUGGGCUGCGCUUUAGCUCCUGAUUAAUGAACACUUUGUGUCAGGAGAUCAGAUACCUGAAGACGGAGGAGAGGAGACCGGGAACAUUUUGUUUUGUACAGAUACACAGAUUUCUUUUUUUCUCUUCCUCUCCCUGGUCGUCGCUCUUGUCGCUAAUUAGACCUCUGCUCGUUCGGUGGCGCGCCUGGUGAGCAGCCGUGGUGAAGAUGACGGAGUACAAGCUGGUGGUGGUCGGGGCUGGAGGUGUGGGCAAGAGCGCCCUCACCAUCCAGCUCAUCCAGAACCACUUUGUGGACGAGUACGACCCCACCAUCGAGGAUUCGUACAGGAAGCAGGUGGUGAUUGACGGCGAGACGUGCCUGCUGGACAUCCUGGACACUGCAGGUCAGGAGGAGUACAGCGCCAUGCGGGAUCAGUACAUGAGGACGGGGGAGGGCUUCCUGUGCGUCUUCGCCAUCAACAACACCAAGUCAUUUGAGGACAUCCACCAGUACAGGGAACAGAUCAAACGCGUCAAGGACUCGGACGACGUUCCCAUGGUGCUCGUGGGAAACAAAUGUGACCUCCCAGCGCGCACGGUGGACACGAGGCAAGCCCAAGAGCUGGCUCGCUCCUAUGGCAUACCGUACAUCGAAACCUCUGCUAAAACACGACAGGGAGUAGAAGAUGCCUUUUACACACUAGUGAGAGAGAUCAGACAGCACAAGCUGAGGAAGCUGAACCCGCCCGAUGAGAGCGGCCAGGACUGUAUGAGCUGUCGCUGUGUGGUGUCGUGAUCCAGCUCGUCUUGAGGCGUUGAGGAGAAACGCUACAGCUCCAAGUGGCAGCAUGGACUCAAAGACAGGAAGAUAAAACAAGUCAACGAAGAAACAUGAACUUUUUUCCAAAAAAGAGGACGAUUGAAGCGAACGGUCUUGUGGAAACCACCCGUGCUGACUGAACCAUAGACUUUCUUAUCAGAGGAGGGUUCUGGACUUGAUGCCGAAGCGGCUGGCUGAACCAGCCCGUUCCGCUCCCUCCUCCUCCUCCUCCUCCUCCUCCUCCUUUGUUUUUUUUUUGUUUCGUUGGUCCACAUCGGCCCGAGAGCAACGCCACUGAAUGACUGUCUGUCGACUCCAGCGUGGUCUCGCUGAGUCGCUCCACAAUGUACCUGCUAACUUAUUGUUUUCAGUCUCAACACUGGUCGUAAACGGAGGCGUUUCCUCCACCCUCCCCCCCCCCACCCGCCCAUCCGCCAGGAGGAUUGAUCGGCCUGCAUGGAAAGGACUGGAAUGGACAUUUAGAAACCCAAACAAGUUUCACAAAGACGCCCCCACCUUUGUCUCCACCUGGCUUUGCUCGUCGUUACAGCGGAUUCAGGGCUGGAAGCCGACAUGGGAACUUUUUGUUUAAUUAGCUGUAAAAAGAAAAGAAAUCCUGUUUUUGAUAUUUGUGAUGAUCAGAUUCUGAAAGUCCCGGGCACUAUAAGUGAAGAGGAGCGCUUGUUUUAGACGGCUUGACGUUUUUAUUGACAUCCCCGACGUAGCGAAAGCUGCACCGCGAUUGAUGGAUUUUUCAGGUUACCGCUGCCUUCUCUCUGUGCAGAUGCUUAAUUGCGAGUUGUUUUUGUGGAAUAGUAAUAAUGGCGGAGGCUCGUGUGCGUAGGAACUUUCCAACUCACACAAAGUAUUGGGAGUAAAUCAACCGUCUUCUGUUUAAGGAGAGGUACAGUGCAUGGAAAGGAAUGGAAAGGCCGGAAUGGGACGGAUGACCUUCGUUUGUACAGUUAAUUGGUGACCGUGACGGUUUCAGAUUUUAUUUUAGUUUCACUACAGCUGUUGUAAGAACAGCUCUUUUUUUUUUUUUUUUUUUUUUUAAUUGCAAGAAUCGCUUCUUGUGGAUAACAAGGCUCAGGAAUCAGGGUCCAGGAAAGAGGUCUCAUCUAACAGUCCUGGGCAGACCAGGGUUAAGGAACGCCACGGUUUUUAGUUUUUUAACAGUGUAACGCACAAGUCCUGCCUCAGUUUUUUUUUUUCCAACACAGCGUACUAUCCUCAAGCCGCUCCCGUCUCCGCCGCCAAUCACCAGCGACGGCGUGCGAGCUCCGGGCGUGCGUCGCUCUCCAUAACUGUAUUAAUUUGCUGCCAGAAGGAGACUGAUCCGUGUUUACUUUGCCUUAUCUGUUGGCUAGUUUGUACCUCACGUAUGCAGAAAGGUCGAGAUGAUUCUCUUUUGUUCGCUGUACUGUUUUGAUUGUGUGUAUGUGUGUGUGUGUGUAUAUGUGUGCAACAAAAAAAAAUGUUGACCUGGGACGUGCACUGUACAGGAAAGGCAAAAAAAAAGAAAGGAAAAAGAACACUACCAGUUUAGGCUUUUGUUGUUCAGGCAUUCCAGCCCAAGUUGAACCACCUUGUCUUAAACGAUUGACGGCGUUUCAGUCCUCCGACCGCGGAACACGCAGCAGCUCUCGCUCCGACUGUACGCAGACGAUACAAGUUAAUUACGUUCCUCAUGGGGUUUUAAACACUACAGGUCAGAUUUUCGCAGGACGUUUUGAAUGCUAAUAUCUAUUUUUAACAUCUUCUGUGAAGAAGAUCAGUUUAUUGGGGGUUUUUUUGGCUUUCAGAGAAAAUCCUUUUAUGUCUGGCCUAAUUAAUUUUGUACAGUUCCACUGAUUCAGUUUCCUUUCACUCACGGCUUACAGAAAUAGUUGUUUAUCUGAAAACUAUUCAAAAGACACGAAUCUGUCUUUAAUUGUGUUUUUUUUUUUUUUUUUUUUUUUUUUUUUUAACAGUGUGUUUAAUCCGAUUUAAUAAUGGCGGCCCCUUCCUUUGACCAUGUCCUUCACCACAUUUUAGUGUGGAUAUUUGGAAUUUGUCCACAUGUCACAGUCCUGAUGGCAUCCUUGUCCUUUCCCUGUCGAUCUUCAAACCUCAGCACCCAUCACGAUACCGUAACAUGGCAAAUAAAUCAUCUAUGCAUUAAAAUUUGCCCCUGCAUUGUAAUGGCAGCAUUAUGCUUCUAUGCGAACCGCCAGUAUCCUCGUCAGGAAGCCUGGCGAGCCAGACCGAAGACUGGACCGACCGUUUGGGGGUUUUGCACAAGGAUGACAGUGGACUCGAGGGCUCGUGUGGGAGGAGUUUUGUGGAAAUGUGGAAACUGUUUAGCUAUUUAAGAUGUAUUUACUCUUUGAAAAUGUGUCAAAAAUG